Fomitiporia mediterranea MF3/22 is the source of this 1350-nucleotide messenger RNA. RefSeq lists its product as uncharacterized. Lineage: Eukaryota; Fungi; Basidiomycota; Agaricomycetes; Hymenochaetales; Hymenochaetaceae. The coding region runs from base 1 to 1350 and encodes 449 amino acids. The record is from RefSeq and is a predicted model, not a curated record. The transcript has 3 exons.
AUGUACCAGCACAACGUCUCAACGCUCAUGGCCGCCAAAGCUCGUCCGUUCUCGAUAUCCGGUCACAUUCCGCUAGAUCCAAAAGCGCUGAUGGUCUUCUUCCGUUCUCAGAGUGGGAUUACACACGCACUGGAUUUCCCUAUUGACGUCGAAGUGGAGGCGCCGCCUUCAUUAGACGUACUCAUCGCAGCUUGUAAGCCGCAUGCAACCUGCGAAAUGGAUGGGUUCUCGGAUCGCGAGUCGUUGUACUAUCCGCCGAAUCUAUCACUGACUACAACGCUCGAAUUGGCGGGUCACCCGAUUCUGGAGGCGAUCCGAACCACGUUGUUUCCGCGCCUCGCGUCGGGGCAAUACCUCGUAGCCGUGCGGGAUGUGAUGCAGCUCGUACCCACAGGAGGGCACAUGUGCCCACAAAGGCGCUUGACUCAAGAGGAAGGCAAGGUUGCAACACUGGUUGUCACAUUACCUGUGCGGUUCCGUGGUGGAGCGCUGACGGUGCAUGAUUUUGAGGGUAAUGAGGAGAAAUACUACGGCAGAGGCGGGAAACCGGGCGACCUAGAGUGGACUGCGUUUCUAGCGGACUGCGAUCACGAGGUGGAGACCGUACAUAGGGGUGUCCGUUUGACCAUUUCGUAUAAUGUCCUCCUUCGCACUUAUGGUCCCUCACCUUCCCCGUCCCAGUCACUCAUGCUUCCGAGUGAUCGGUUUCUUGACUUGAUCGCACCAAUACUUAAUAUGUCAAGGGGACAACACAUCGCCUUUUACCUGCGCGAACAGUAUGGCUGUUCUCCGGCUGAUGCAUUGGCGGAAUCUCUGGUUCCUAAUCUGAAAGGCGGUGAUGCACUGUUAUAUCAUUCCCUCCGUUUGUACAAGCUCACUCCGGAGCUGCGCUGGGCUGCGGGAGGUUAUAUCUGGCCAGUCGACUCAACAGUCCAAUGCGGGAACUUCUUCCAUAACUCUCCGCGACCACUACACAACAACCUCCGCAGUCCACUAGCCAGCACAAAGCAACUGGUGACUCCCGGCGGGCGUACACGACGCAUAUACUCUGGUAUACCACGAAAAGCGAUCACGAACGGGAACGGAAAUGGGUUCUCGUCGCUCUACCACGAACCGGGUUCGGACUCGACGGAUGAAGAUGAGCUAGAUGAUCGGCAUGAUGCUGUUAUUUUACGUACGCGCGUGGAGGAGAGCGGUGCAAUGCCAAUCGCGCAGACGGGGAUUCGGGUGCUUGCGGAUGAUACGCUUGGGGUAGGUGAUUCGGUGACGAAGGAGAGAGUGCCGUAUAUCUCGGCAGGUGGGCUCGAAAAGUUGAUCAUUAAUGUGUUGUUGGUCGUCUAUGUUCCGUGA